Molecule: messenger RNA, 4102 nt
Organism: Spirometra erinaceieuropaei
Lineage: Eukaryota; Metazoa; Platyhelminthes; Cestoda; Diphyllobothriidea; Diphyllobothriidae
Source: the annotation of a GenBank genome assembly
AUGUGGCGGCUUAAGGUAUACUAAUUCGUACAACUUCCAGAUAGCCUUCUUCCUUACAUAAUGACUUAUCUGUGAUUAAAGCAUUCUUCUUCAUUAAUGAACUACUUACAUGCACUUAGGGAGGAACGCAAGUGGACGCCGCAGACCAGAGGUUGUGAGUUGAUUGCAAAGGAUCAAUAUUUAAAGAAAACAUCCGGUUAAGGUGCGUCGUUGGAGCUGGAAACCAUGACAUUUGCUUUAUUGGAACUAAAACAUGCUACGACGGCUUAUCAGCCGCAACCUGUCACUGCAUAACAGAGAUAACUGAUGAGAAAGAUACAGAGACUUGAAUUUUCACAGAAAAAAUCAAUGCAAAACAACAAGGUCAGUGUUUUCUGCGGCUGAUAAGCCGUCGUGAAAUUUGUUGUUUUCAAUAAACUCUGCUGUGUAUGUUUGUUUCAAAUUCAUUUCGGGGAAAUACUGCUUUAAAUGUGACAUUAUAUUAUGACAGAUGGGCGCUCACCGAUCAGGUGACGGAACUUUCUCGGUCCCUUGUGCCUUAGAACUCAAAUUAGAACGAGCACUAAACUAACUGACGUGCAACGGGACCGUGACUGAAUGGUAGAGUAUCAAACCCCAUGAACAAAGAUUUCGGGUUCGAAUCUCAAGUAAUCCAAACUUGGGGUUGGGUACGACUGGCUGAUGACGGCUAAUAAGCCAGAAAUUGCCAUUCCGGUCUCUCUGGCCCUUGUUGGUCUUUGUCGGUAAUGAUAUACAUCACUUAUUAUUCACCGUUCUCAUUAUUUGAAGUUUACGUCCAUUCCUGACUAAAUGUAGACUUACCAGCGGCGCAUUAUUCAAAGUCCUUUAUUUUGUGAAACUUGCUUUUAGUUUAUUUUUUUAAUGAUAAAGCUCACGUUCUUUGUCAAAUGGUUGUAUGCGAUGAGACUUUCGCAGAAAUUCAUUUUUUGACUUCUUCCUCGCCGCCCUGUGUGCUGCUUCACGUCUAAAACCCCCUCUACCGCCAUUCAGCCUAUGACACGGUCCACAGGCUAGCUCAAGUUAGUUGUGGAUCCUACGCCUUAUCGUUGCCGUAAAUCGAAUCUGGGACAGUCGAGCAGCGCGUUACAGCAUAAAAGAGUUUUUCGCGAGCAUUCUGUGAUCAGCACUGUUGACGGUGACGCAUUCUUGGAUAAGCUCCUUUUGGGCUACUUAACGCAAACUCCCAGCUGUUGCGCGCGAUCUGUCACUAUUCAGUGAGUCGUGGAAGAUACCUGCUUCCGUGUACAUCCCAGUGUUGGUAACUACCCAUGGGGUACUGUCAUACAUGCUUCUCUGCUAUUUCCUGCACCACUCCAAUCUCUGUUGUGUUAGUUGAAAUCCUCGUUAUUUGUUGUGUGGACCAGGGGGUGUGGUGAAACGCCAAGGUGGGGAUCCGUCCGAACCAUCUACCUGCGGCCUCCCUCGUCUCCGGUAUUCUUGACUCUGUCUUGCCACCGGGCUCAGGCGGGGGAGGAGGAGAGGGUGUGGUAGAUGCAGUGCAAGUCUACUGGCAUUAUAAACCCCUGCGCAAGUCACCGUCCCUGCUCCCACAAUGCAGUCUGUGGGGCACACGGUGGACAUAGUCGAAAGCGAGGGUUAAACUGUCGUGUGUGUGUGUGUGUGUGUGUGUGUGUUUGUGGGGUGUAGGGGUGUCCAGCAGUGGGUUCACGUGACGGUCGUAGUAGGUCGCCCACUUGCUUGCAAGUGCAGACUACGCCUAGCGUUCAUUUGUUGGCACCCAACUCUCAAAUGUGGCUCCGCGUAGCUGGGUUCUACUCCGCGGCCACCCCCCGGGCAACCGCUUCUACCGGCGGGCUAAACCGGGUGAGGGCGGUUACUCCCAGUGCGCGUUGUGCCGCGUGCAAAGGGUACUGCGGACUCCGCUGGACGGAUGGUCGGAUGGGACAUCGCGUCAGCACCGUCGUGACGAGGCUCCGUCUGGUACGCCGCUGGCCAGCCGGUUGGUGGGACGUCGCAUCGGCAUCGUCGAGACGAGGCUCCACCUGGUACGCCAUUAGUCAGCCGGUGGGAGGGAUCUUUGAAUCGGCAUCGCCGACACGCGCCCAUCUGGUGCACCGUAGGAAAGAGCGGGCUUACGGCGAUGUCGUAAGCCAUUGGCAAAUUCGAGUCGUUCUUCCACUGCCAGCAAAAUUCGUGGCCCACAGUGGAGUUCGGCAGCGCCGGCACAUUAAACGCAGCCCUAAGCAAGGAGGCACUGCUCGCAUUCGGGGGGGCCUGGGAAAGCUGGCCUACAGAUUGCUGGGAAACAACGUCGUCUGCAGGCUGACAGUGGUCGCAGACGUAAAACUCACGGUCGAAACAACCAAAAUCGAAACAACAACAACAACAAUAACAAGCAUACUCUCUUUCUCUUCCUCAUCCUGCCUCUUCUUCCUCUUCCUCUGCCUAUUCUUCUUCUUCGUCAUCUUCUUUGUCCCCUCCUUCCCACCGUCCCACUCGUCGCCGCCGCCACCGCCGCUGCAAUCGCCAGACUGGCAGGACGAGUCCUCUCACACUGGCAGCCUGGAAUGUUCGUUCCCUUUCAGAUAACCCGAAAAGCAACCGAUCGGAAGGGAGGACAGCGCUAGUUGCCCGAGGACUGGCAGGCUACAAGGUGGACAUCGCCACACUCAGCGACACCCGAUUCUCCGAGCACGGCCAACCGGAGGAGGUGGGUGCCGGCUACUCCUUCUUCUGGAGUGGUCGCCCCAGGGCAGAGUGACGAGACGCGGAUGUCGACUUCGCCAUCCGAAACGACAUCGUGGGACGACUGCCCUGUCUGCCUCAGGGCAUCAACGAUCGCCUGAUGAGCCUCCGUCUGCCUCUCCGCCGGGGUGGGGGCAAAUUCGCCACCAUCAUCAGCGUCUACGCCCCGCCGAUGACCAGCCCCGACACCGCAAGAGACAAAUUCGGCGAAGACCUGCACGACCUCCUGGCGACUGUGUCGAAGGCGGGAAAGUUGAUUGUCCUUCGGGACUUUAACGUCCGCGUUGGAACAGAACAUGCUGACCAUGGAGUGCUAGGUCCCCACGGUCGCCGCGGUUCAAACGACAAUGGCCUGCUCCUUCUCCGCACCUACGCAGAACACCGCCUCAUCCUGGCAAACACUUCCUUCUGUCUGCCGGAGUGAGAGAAGGCCACCUGGAGGCAUUCUCGGUCGCGUCAGUGGCACCUGCUGAACUGUGUCCCCGUCCAGAGGCGAGAUCAACGGGACCUGCUGGUGACGAAAGCGAUCACGGGCGCUGACGGGUAGACCGACCAUCGCCUCGUCAUCUCGAAGAUGCGUAUUCGCCUACAGCCUCGCCGAAGGCCACAAGGUAAGCGACCCCCAGGUAAGCUGAAUGUUGCCUUGUUGUCUUUGCCCGCUCACCAUACUCAUUUCAGCAAUGAGCAAGCUCAACGGCUAGAAAACCUUCCAAUAGCUGCCGCCACUGCCGCCGCCACUGUCGAGAACGCCUCUGUGGAGAACCGCUGGUGUCAACUGCGGAACACAGUCCAGUCGACAGCGUUGGCCGGCCUCGGUCGCGCUCCCCGCCAACACCAGGACUGGCUCGACGACAACGACGCCGCCAUCAGCAAUCUGCUCGCCGAGAACCGCCUACACAAAGCCUACGUAGACCACCCCACUGACGACAACAGAGCUGCCUUCUACCGCAGUCGCCGCCAGCUUCAGCAACGACUGCGCGAGAUGCAGGACGCCUGGACUGCUCGCAAAGAUGAGGAGAUCCAGGGGUACGCAGACCGCAACGAGUGGAAGAACUUCUUCUCCGCGAUCAAAGCUGUCUACGGUCCGCCGACAAAGGGCACUGCUCCUCUCCUCAGCGCCGACGGCAAUACCUUCCUGACCGAGAAGACACAAAUUCUACAGCGAUGGACCGAGCACUUCCGAGGCGUCCCCAACCGCCCCUCCACCAUCUCCGACGCCGCCAUCGCCCGUCUGCUGCAAGUGGAGACCAACGUGGAUCUCGACCUCCCGCCAUCUCUUCAGGAGACCAUUAAGGCCGUGCAGCAACUCUCCAGCGGGAAAGCACCCGGAUCGGACGCAAUCCCUGCUGAGGUCUACAAGCACGGAUGUCCCUAA